This is a messenger RNA of Bipolaris sorokiniana ND90Pr, 1063 nucleotides long. RefSeq lists its product as uncharacterized. The transcript has a single exon. The record is from RefSeq and is a predicted model, not a curated record. Lineage: Eukaryota; Fungi; Ascomycota; Dothideomycetes; Pleosporales; Pleosporaceae. Gene Ontology annotation, cellular component: mitochondrion. Gene Ontology annotation, biological process: cytochrome c-heme linkage. Gene Ontology annotation, molecular function: holocytochrome-c synthase activity. Bases 58 to 870 code for a protein of 270 amino acids.
ACCGUCACCAUACCUAACAAGUUGGAAUUCCAUUCAACAUAGCCAACCAUCACCACAAUGUCCUCUAAAGAUGACCCCGCAGCAGCCUGUCCCGUCGACCAUAAGACUCGCGAGGCAUGGCUUGCUCAGGCCCGCGCCCAAAACACCAAUGCGCCUCCAAAUCCCCACCACACACCCAUCCCCACGCCCGCCGCCCCGCCAGCAACACCUCUACGACCACAAUCACAAUCGGCCGUCCAGCAAUCCUGCGACUCCUCGUCUCUCGACCAAACCGCAUUCUCCCCUCCACCAACAAGUACAAGCGCCUUCUCCCAAAUCCGACUUGGCACCGACCGCGAAGUCAGCACCAUCCCGCGCGCCCUCCCAAACACCCCCUCGCAAACCCCCGCCAACAACGAGCGCGACACGGGCGCCGACAAAACCACCGGAAACUGGAUCUAUCCCUCGGAGCAAAUGUUCUUCGACGCCAUGCGCCGCAAAGCCUACGACCCCUCCGCGCCCGACAUGCGCACCAUAGUCCCCAUCCACAACGCCGUCAACGAGCGCGCCUGGCACGAAAUCAAGCGCUGGGAGCAAGGCCGCGGCUCUGAAGCCUGCGGGGGUCCCAAACUCGCUUCUUUCUCUGGGCUCAGCACAAGUUUGACGCCGCGUGCCCGCUGGAAGAGUCUGAUGGGGUACCAGCCACCGUUUGAUCGCCAUGACUGGGUUGUGGAUCGUUGCGGCACGAAGAUUGAGUAUGUGAUUGAUUUUUAUGCAGGGAGGGAUGAGGGCAAGGCGGGGAAGGCGUUGAAUUUUUAUCUAGAUGUUAGGCCCAAGUUGAAUAGUUGGGAGGCGGUUAAGACGAGGGUUAUGAGGUUUUGGGGGUUUUGAUGUGCCCCAAAGGGCAUGUUGAAUGUGUAGGUUAUGAAUUGUUUGGGGAGAUGAGAGGCCUUCAUGUCUGACGAACCAAGUGUACUAUAUCCACCUGUACAAUAUCAAUGCUACGAUACUUUUUUCUAUUUUCUUCCUUCUUAUAAUCUUAGGUAGCAAAAAAGAAGAUGAAGAAAUGAAAUAUCCUGGACGC